This is a messenger RNA of Vicia villosa (hairy vetch), 689 nucleotides long. RefSeq lists its product as uncharacterized. The record is from RefSeq and is a predicted model, not a curated record. Bases 27 to 689 code for a protein of 220 amino acids. The transcript has 4 exons. Lineage: Eukaryota; Viridiplantae; Streptophyta; Magnoliopsida; Fabales; Fabaceae.
UUUUCAAUACCAGAUGCUCUAAAAGAAUGUCUGAUAUGCUGCGGCGAGUAAGGGAGAAUUAUGAGCUUCACGGCAUCCGUCCUAGCUGGAUAGGCGAGGAGGUUUUUCAGGAGCUUGUAAUAUAUUGGAGGACUCCAGAAUUCCGGGCUAAAUCAGAAACUUUUAAGAAGAUGAGGGCAUCUGAAAAGGGCGGUUGUGUCAACACAGUUGGAAGUAUUAGCACCGCCGAGCAUGCCCGACGAUUGGCUAAGCAGUUGGGGAGAAGACCAUUGAUGCCUGAGCUGAUUUCGAGGACCCGGACAAGGAGAUCGGGAGGUGUUGUCGACGAGCGCACGAGGAUGUAUCUUGAAGAAUAUGAUAGACGACUUGCCAUUUUUCUGGAAAAUAAUCCUCAAUUCAUGCCAGCAGAGGGGGAGCCGCUUAACGCGGAUGUUGAUCACUACAUUUGGUGUGAUGUUAUUAAAGAUAAAAGGCCUAAUGGUUGCUUUUUUGGGGCUGGAAAUUUGGCGUCCAGCUAUAGAUCUGGUGACCCUCUUCGUAUUCCGUUGCUUAGGGAUGAAUUGGAUCAGGACUUGAUGGCUUGGAUGGACCACGGAGAAACUGCAACAAAAGGCUAUCAAAUUCUUUUGAAAUGUGAUCAUCUUGCAAAGGUCUACAAUCGACUCCAAAUUGAGAUGAAAAGACCAUAA